UUGGCGACAGUCUAAUGAAAAGCAAUGAUUUGAGUUUGCUUUCCCUAGUCCUAUUCGCGUGUAAGCUAUCUUAUGGCUUCUAACGGGAAACAAACAGAGAGCGAAACCGGAGUGCGCACGAGUAAACUGAGUGCGUACGAGAAAUUGACGCGUGAAUUAGAGAUCGACCAGAAGACAAUCAAGGAAGUGACUCUCGGCAAACGUGUUGGGCUCUAUCGCGUUCGAGGAGAGCUAGGUGUAGGAAACUUCUCUCAAGUGAAGAUGGGAAUUCACGCCUUGACGAAGGAGAGAGUAGCAAUAAAGAUUUUGGAUAAGACGAAAAUGGACUCGCAAACACAACGACUUUUAUCUCGGGAAAUCAGCUGUAUGGAAAGACUGCACCAUCCUAAUAUUAUUCGCCUCUACGAGGUGGUUGAGACGAUCACCAAGCUGCACAUCGUUAUGGAAUGCGCAACAGGCGGAGAAUUACUUGCUAGGGUGUCGAAAGAGGGCAGGUUGCGAGAAGAAGAUUCCAAACCCAUCUUUGCUCAAAUUGUAGCAGCACUCCAUCACAUGCAUGAAAAGGAAAUUGUUCACAGAGACAUGAAAGCUGACAAUAUUAUGUUCUCAUCUGAUGGUGUGGUGAAAGUUUGUGACUUUGGAUUCAGUACAACAGCAAAUUGUCAAGAUCUGCUUAACACCUACUGUGGGUCUCCUCCCUAUGCAGCCCCAGAACUGUUCCAAGAUGAAAGCUAUGUUGGAUUUCCUGUUGAUAUUUGGGCAAGUGGAGUAAUCCUCUAUUUUAUAGUGACAGGCAAUAUGCCGUUUUAUGCUGACACUGUAGGAAAAAUGAAAAAGUGUAUUUUGUCAGGAAUGUAUAGGAUGCCUGACUUCCUUUCGACUGAAUGUCAGUCUCUUAUUACAUCACUUCUGCAGUGUAAUUCAAAGACACGAGCAACGACAGAUCAGAUAAUGCAAAACAGUUGGCUUGCUGGGGAACACUUUCCGGCUGCUCUUCCCCCGUAUGCUCUUCACCCUCACGAUGGAGUUACUGAUGACAACUCUGUGGAAGCACAAGCUCUAUUGGAUGAUUAUGGUAUAACAGAUGAACACUUAGAAGGAUCUAUGGCAAAUUCCCGAAGUAGUGUCACAGGAACAUACCGUAUUAUUUUGCAUCAGUUGCAUAGGAAAAGUUCAGUUGCUCAAUCUCAUACAAUCCCAACUGUAAUUGCAAAUGAUGAAGUAGCAGUGAGGACCAAGAAGAGCUGCAAUGUAACUGUUGAAAGAAAUACAAGAAAUAGACAAACGUCUGUUCACACCAAAGUGUGUGCUAUCUUAUAG
This is a messenger RNA of Corticium candelabrum, 1320 nucleotides long. Its product is annotated as serine/threonine-protein kinase NIM1-like. The coding region runs from base 73 to 1320 and encodes 415 amino acids. Gene Ontology annotation, biological process: intracellular signal transduction; protein phosphorylation; microtubule cytoskeleton organization. Gene Ontology annotation, cellular component: cytoplasm. The transcript is spliced from 3 exons. Lineage: Eukaryota; Metazoa; Porifera; Homoscleromorpha; Homosclerophorida; Plakinidae. The record is from RefSeq and is a predicted model, not a curated record. Gene Ontology annotation, molecular function: tau-protein kinase activity; protein serine/threonine kinase activity; ATP binding.